CGACAUUGCAUCUAUAGAAUCUGUUGAACCUCUUGAUCAGAUCAGUUUUUGGUGCCUCACAAUCUCCACAAUGUUCAAAUUGGUAGCAAUGGGUGUUACAAUUUUUGUUUUGCCUUUUAAUGAUUGGAUUCAUUUGGAGAGAGAUGGAAGCCAAAUGACUAUAAUUGGGUAUUUCUGGAAAUGAUUGUGUUUAUGAAAAUGUUAACGCAAAAAUUCGUUGUACAAGAUGGAACGAUCCUUUGGAAAAUAGAGAAAAAUUUUGGUCAGGUUUCAAUUUGAAUGCUGUCCAAAUUGAAAGGCCUAGUGGAAGUAGUGUAUCGAGCACUCUUCUAUUUUGUACUCCUACAAUUAUUUCUUUUUGUAUUCGACAUUGGAGCUUCAAUGGUUAUGUGCCGUAGGUACAGAUUUCAAAAGGAUGGCGAAACAGUUGAGAAAAGGAUAUCAAUGGCUUUAACAGGCAUAAUAUUAUUCUUCCACUUUGUGAUUAUUUUUACAACAAUUUCUGCCAAUUCAGACUUCACCAAUUCCUUGCCACCUUUUGAUAGUUGUAUGGGGACGGCUUUUAAAUUAUUUGUUGGAAUGUUUAUAAUUUUUGGUAUCGGGUGUUUUCUAACACAUUUUUCAAGAAUUUUGUUGAUUCGAGAAAAAAGGAAGGGAAGACAAGAUUUUCAAUUAAAUAAUGGAGGAGGGAGGGGGGCAGCUAUGGAAUUGAUGUGA
Messenger RNA from Meloidogyne enterolobii, 717 nucleotides. NCBI's taxonomy places the organism in Eukaryota, Metazoa, Nematoda, Chromadorea, Rhabditida, Meloidogynidae. The record is from the annotation of a GenBank genome assembly.